Tarenaya hassleriana is the source of this 816-nucleotide messenger RNA. RefSeq lists its product as uncharacterized. Lineage: Eukaryota; Viridiplantae; Streptophyta; Magnoliopsida; Brassicales; Cleomaceae. Gene Ontology annotation, molecular function: zinc ion binding. The transcript has 3 exons. Bases 1 to 816 code for a protein of 271 amino acids. The record is from RefSeq and is a predicted model, not a curated record.
AUGGCUUUUGUGCGAGCAGCCUACACGAUCAGUGAGUUUGAAGAGUUGUACAAUGAUCUAAAGAGCAGGUAUCCCAAAGUAGCCGAGUACAUGCAGAAAGAAGAACUUGCACCCGAGAAAUGGGCAAGGUGUAAAUUUAGGAGUGAAAGGUACAACUUGUUAACAACCAAUGGGGCCGAAUCGAUCAACUCCGUAUUGAAGAAGGCAAAAAAGUACCCAAUCCUUAGUCUACUUGAUAUUUGUCUCGGAAAGACGGUGGAAUGGUUUAACAGGCACAGGUUGGAAGCAGGUAGUGCUGAUGAAUCUCAAAAGUUAACACCAAUUGUUUACAAAGAGUUGCAUGAACGUUAUGAGAGGGCAUGUACGUUUGACGUUCAAGAACUGAAUCGUGUUACUGGCGAGUUUGAGGUGAGGGAUGACAAAGGUAGAAGACACUUGGUUAAUCUUGGAGAAAGAACAUGCGGUUGCAGAAUGUUUGAUGUGGAUAGGUACCCUUGCAGUCAUGCAAUUGCAGCAACACAUAUGAUCGGAAAAGGCGAUAUGAUAUACGAUCUAUGUUCUGAAUACUAUAGGCGGGAUACAUGGCGUAUGGCUUACCAAGAGACUGUGUAUCCGGUUCCCGAUUAUUGUGAUUGGAAUCUGCCAUCGUUCGUUGCAGAAAUGACGGUUUUACCGCCUAUAGUGGAAGAAAAACGGGUGAGUGGAAGACCUAAACAAAACCGAUUUCUUGGACCUGGUGAGACUCGAAAAAGAAAAUCAUAUUCGGUAGGUUCGGUUAGUACGUCAAUCGAUGUCACAGACGUAUAUGAGCAAUGA